Messenger RNA from Blepharisma stoltei, 339 nucleotides. The record is from the annotation of a GenBank genome assembly. NCBI's taxonomy places the organism in Eukaryota, Ciliophora, Heterotrichea, Heterotrichida, Blepharismidae.
AUGGGAAAGCGCACAAAGAAGGUCGGGAUCGUAGGGAAAUACGCCACGAGGUACGGAGCUUCACUCAGAAAGAUGGUUAAGAAGAUCGAAAUCUCUCAGCAUGAUACUUAUGAGUGUGCGUUUUGUGGAAAGAAGACCGUCAAGAGAACUUGUGUAGGCAUAUGGAAAUGCAAGCACUGCUGUAAGACUAUUGCUGGAGGAGCUUGGGCACCAACAACUGGAGCCGCUCUUACUGCUCGUCACAACAUACAAAGGCUGCGCAAGUUAAUGCAAACUGGAGCCUCCCAAACUACAGAAGCAACCCCACAAGCCCAACCACAAGCUGCAGCUAAGAAGUAA